This is a messenger RNA of Cutaneotrichosporon cavernicola, 1977 nucleotides long. RefSeq lists its product as uncharacterized. Lineage: Eukaryota; Fungi; Basidiomycota; Tremellomycetes; Trichosporonales; Trichosporonaceae. The record is from RefSeq and is a predicted model, not a curated record. The coding region runs from base 1 to 1977 and encodes 658 amino acids. The transcript is spliced from 2 exons.
AUGUCGACAGCCGACCUAGGGACUGCGCACGCUGGUCCCUCGACAUUGUCCCUUCGACUCCCUUCCCCAGCCCCAUCAGACCGGAAGAGCGUCUCGACGGAAACGAACACGGGCGCCAUCUACUCCGCUGAUGAAACGAACGACUCGGCGGGCAACAGCUACGACACGGACAACUACGACGCAGAAAACUACGACGUUGAGCGGGUUACACCCAACUUGGAGGACCGUGCGCCAUGGGCUAACUCCAUUGGUCGGGUGAAGCGCAGUCUCCUCUCCCGCCCACGUAUCUGGCGCGCAGUCAACGCCAUGAACUGGAUCCUUGGGCCUACUGAGUAUCGCGAACCCCCACCGCCCACUGCGCUAGCGUUAACAUGCGCUUGUACGGGGGGGAGGAAACGUGUCGUGGCCCCGCUCGACCCGAUUGCAGUGCGGGCGUCGAAACGCGGCAAGCUGAGACACUUCUAUCUCCUCUAUCUUGUGGUCUGGGCAGCGGGCUUUAUUCUCCUCAUCCGCGCAGCUUAUUACCAGCCUGGCAGUCCAGAGGUUGUGUCAUGUACGUCUGGGCUGUGGGAUGACUGGCCGCCCGAUACGUGUGGGCUCGACAUGACUGAGUGCGCGGCGAUGCUCGAGGAGGGCACGUACCGCUGUCCGGGGGGAUGUCAGCGUGUGAAGCUGGGUAACCCGCGUUGGGUGGGCGGCGAGGAGGUGAACAAGAAGCCUCUGGUCAUUGGAGGUAACGGAGUGUACCGUGCCGACUCGUGGGUAUGCGCGGCCGGACUACACGCCGGCAUCAUCAGCCAUACCUAUGGCGGAUGUCUGCGGGUCAUGCCCAUGUCGUUCCCAAAAGGAAGUUCGAACUUUACGAGCUCUCGCGCGAACGGCCUCACGUCCGAAUCGUUCGCGCCCCACUUCCCCGGCGCGUAUACUCUCGAGCCAACCGGGUCAUGGAGCAGCUGCUUGGACUACCACUGGCCGAUUACGGCGUACAAUGUCGUCGCGCUGUUCGCUUUCACGACUUUCUUCGCGCCGCGCCCAGCCGUGCUCCUAACCACAAUCCUUGUGAUGGGGUACGCCCACGUUGUGCUGGUAAGCAACCCGCCAAACCGCCCGCCCCUCUGGAGCAGAGUGUUUGAGGGCGUUCCCACAGCCCUCCUUGCCGGCUUCUGGGCGUGGCACGUGUGCUUCCGUCGCACUCUGAAUGGGUUUUACGCUGCCCAAUUACCGGUCGAAGUCGCGCUGUGGCAGGGCGCAGGUCUCUGGAUCGGCUUGGAAAGCAGCACACUGUUCUCGCGCAUCCCCAUCUCGCGCCUCGGGUAUGGGAGUCUGGGCGUGGACGGCACAAUCGCCCUCAUCGUCGUUGUGGUCCUCGUGACGGCUGUCGUGCUCGUCCAAGCCCUGUCGUUUCGCCGACUAGGGUUGGUGCGGUACUACCUCGCCAGAUAUCUAUUCCUCGUCCCGAUUCUUAUCGUCCUCGCCAAUCUCGGCCACGAUUACUACCUCCGCCUGCACCACUACCUCCUAUCCCUGGCUGGCUUGCCCGUCAUGUCUCUCCCUAAUAGAAUUAGCCUGUUCGGCAGCGCCUUCUGCCUCGGUUUCUUCCUCGACGGCUCGGGGCGGUGGGGAUGGGCCAGCAUUGUCGAGGGCGGGUGGAGCCUCCUUGGUGACGCCGCGUCUGGGGCCGACAUGCCCGAAGUCUCCAGUGUUGUUGGACCCAACGGAUACAUUUCGUGGCCGGCUAUCAACGCCACGCUCGUUGCGCAGGGCAUCCUCAGCGUCGGAAUCCUCUUCGACGACGUCCUUAAAAGUUCCAACUUUACAGGCACCAACUUCUCCAUCGCGGAUGGCACAACGGACCGCUCGGUAGACCAUUAUUUCCGUAUGGCGUACAUCGCCAACGGAACGAGCCUCGACUACACUGACCCGUUGACUUGGUAUGCGUCAAACGAGUCGUGGUCGACGGUCAAACCUAGCGACUAA